AUGAGUUUUACCGUAACCUUUUUUUACACAUUUCAGAAGGGGAAAAAAAGUCACGAAGCUUAAUUUUGUUGCCUUUUGUUAUCGUUUGCUUCAAGUAGAACCUCUCUCUCUCAGUCUCUUUCUCUCACACACACUCUCUCUCUAUUGGAUUCUUUUCUCUGCAAUCAAAGCAAAGCUCUGGAAAUUUUGUUUUCUCUCCCUUUCUCUUCAAACUUUCUCUCUUCCAAGUUUCUUAAAUCUAAAAGACAAUUCAACAACCAUAUAUCUUCUGUGGAAAUGCAUCACUUAAAUCUACCUCUACACAUUUCUAAAGAGGCGUUUACGAGAGCUUGAGGCAUUAAGCUCUUGAUUACAUUCAUUGAGAAAUGGAAGGAGAAUCCUUUGGUUUAAUCGUUGGGAUCUCACUGGGUUUGGUGAUUGGUGUGGCGUUAGCUAUCUCUGCACUGUUCUGCUUUAGGUACCAUAGGAAGAGAUCUCAGAUUGUGAGCAGUGGGUCGAGAAGAAGCGCGACGCUUCCCAUCAGAGAGAAUGGAGUUGAUUCUUGCAACAUCAUGUCGGAUUCCACGCUUGGUCCGGAUUCACCUGUGAAAUCCUCGAGCAACGGGAGGUCUCUUUGGCUUGAAGGGUUUAGCAAGAGGAGCAAUGUGAUCUCUGCUUCUGGCAUUUUGGAAUAUUCCUACAGGGAUUUGCAGAAAGCAACAUGUAAUUUCACGACAUUGAUAGGCCAAGGAGCAUUUGGACCUGUCUACAAAGCUCAAAUGUCCACCGGUGAGACUGUUGCUGUGAAAGUUCUUGCCACUGACUCUAAACAAGGAGAAAAAGAGUUUCAGACAGAGGUUAUGUUAUUGGGAAGGUUGCAUCACCGUAACCUAGUGAACUUGGUCGGAUAUUGUGCAGAGAAAGGCCAACACAUGCUUAUAUAUGUCUACAUGAGUAAAGGAAGCUUAGCUGCUCACUUGUACAGCGAAAAACAUGAACCACUGAGCUGGGAUUUGAGAGUAUCUAUUGCUAUAGAUGUGGCACGUGGUCUAGAGUAUCUUCAUGAUGGGGCUGUUCCUCCUGUAAUCCACAGAGAUAUCAAGUCUUCCAACAUUUUGCUGGACCAAUCCAUGAGAGCUCGGGUUGCUGACUUUGGGCUCUCUAGAGAAGAAAUGGUAGACAAACAUGCAGCUAACAUACGAGGAACGUUUGGUUAUCUCGAUCCAGAGUAUAUCUCCACGAGAACAUUCACCAAGAAAAGCGAUGUUUAUGGCUUCGGGGUUUUGCUUUUUGAGCUUAUAGCUGGAAGAAACCCACAACAAGGUCUAAUGGAAUAUGUUGAGCUGGCGGCAAUGAAUGCAGAGGAAAAAGUUGGGUGGGAAGAGAUUGUGGAUUCGAGAUUAGACGGGAGGUUUGAUUUACAAGAAGUGAAUGAAGUUGCGGCUUUUGCUUAUAAAUGCAUCUCUCGUGCACCGAGGAAACGUCCAAACAUGAGGGACGUUGUGCAGGCUUUGACACGUGUCGUUAAGGUGAGGAAACGUCAGAAGAAGUCUCCCUCGCCUUCUCCGCCUCCUCAUACGGUGGAGUCCAGUGGUGAGCAAACCGGAAACAGAUCAAUUCGGUCGGAAAAUCAUAGAAGAGAUCAUUCCAUGGACAGCACACUUGAGGACUAGUGAUGAUGUGUUGAAAACCAAAAGGUGUUCAAAGUUUAUAAUUAUAAUAUAUGAUUUUUUUUAAUUGGAUUUCAUUCAUUUUGUAGGUGGGUUUUAUGAUAAUGAUUUGUAGAUUAUGUUAGGAGGGGAUAAACUGAUGUUAAUGGUAAACUGAAAUUUGGUUUAUAGGAGUGUUUGUCUAUAUCUUUUCUUUUGUGAAUGAACAACAAUGUCUUUUCUUGUUCUUUUUAUUUUAUUUUAUUUGGUUUGUUGCGAAACGUG
Messenger RNA from Thlaspi arvense, 1913 nucleotides. NCBI's taxonomy places the organism in Eukaryota, Viridiplantae, Streptophyta, Magnoliopsida, Brassicales, Brassicaceae. The record is from the annotation of a GenBank genome assembly.